This is a messenger RNA of Jatropha curcas, 1338 nucleotides long. RefSeq names its product transcription factor MYB102. The record is from RefSeq and is a predicted model, not a curated record. Lineage: Eukaryota; Viridiplantae; Streptophyta; Magnoliopsida; Malpighiales; Euphorbiaceae.
GGACCCUACAUCUCUUUGUUGCAACUUGCAAACUCUUUUUCGACUCUUUAUAGCUCUGAACACCUAAAGACAGUAACUUCAACAAGCUCAAGCUCUCUAAAAAAAUGGGAAGAGCGCCAUGUUGCGAUAAAAAUGGACUAAAGAAAGGACCUUGGACUCCGGAGGAAGAUCAAAAGCUUAUUGAUUAUAUACAGAAACAUGGAUAUGGAAACUGGAGAACACUACCAAAGAAUGCUGGGCUACAAAGGUGUGGAAAGAGUUGCCGUCUUCGUUGGACUAAUUAUCUAAGACCUGACAUCAAGAGAGGACGAUUUUCUUUUGAAGAAGAGGAGACAAUAAUUCAGCUACACAGUAUAUUAGGAAACAAGUGGUCGGCCAUAGCUGCUCGGUUGCCCGGAAGAACUGAUAACGAAAUCAAGAAUUACUGGAAUACACACAUUAGAAAGAGACUUCUUAGAAUGGGAAUUGAUCCAGUUACUCACAGUCCUAGGCUUGAUCUUCUAGACCUGUCAUCUAUCUUGGGGUCAUCUCUUUAUGAUUCUUCUCAAAUGAACAUCUCAAGGUUACUCGGGUUCCAGCCGAUGGCUAACCCAGAACUUCUCCGGUUAGCCACAUCUAUUAUUUCCUCUCAACGCCAAAACCAGACCUUUGUUUCUCAAAAUGGUCAAGAAAAUCAGCUGUGUGAUAAUGUUCAACUCCAAAACCAAUAUCAGCCGCUAAUCCAAUCAAACCAAUUUCAAACCCAAACUCAAGAAAUGCCUAACUGCACCACAUUAACUACUUCUAAUGCUACUAUUACUCCAUUUGUUCCAUAUAUGGAUCCAAACUUAGAACAAUACCCAUCAAAUAUCACCGACCUAAGCGAUAACGGAAUGGCUUCAAAUUUAACGGAAGAUCAUUACUACAUGGCUCUACCAAAUUAUAACUAUUAUGAUCAAACAGCUAUUAUGGACCCAUCAUCUGACACAACUUCAACUUUCAUUUCCAAUAACAGCAACCAAAAUUUUAGUUUCGCAGCAACGUCAGUAUUAUCGACACCUUCUUCAAGUCCAACGCCAUUGAACUCAAAUUCAACGUGUAUCAAUGGCAGUAGCAGCAAUGAAGAUGAGAGGGAAAGCUAUUGCAGUAACAUUUUGAAAUUUGAAAUCUCUGAUAUUUUGGAUGUUAGCAAUUUGAUGUAAUCUGAAGAAAGAAAUGUAACUGAUCAAAUUAAACAAGUCUUCUUUCUUUCCUUUUUUUUUUUUUCAUCUUUUCCUUUGUCUGUCCAAAUUUUCUGGCUAUGGAUUUGUUAGCGUCGAUACGUGUAAAAUCUAUGACUAAUUAAUUUUUUUUUUUAAA